Molecule: messenger RNA, 2709 nt
Organism: Esox lucius (northern pike)
Lineage: Eukaryota; Metazoa; Chordata; Actinopteri; Esociformes; Esocidae
Gene: skap1
Product: src kinase associated phosphoprotein 1
Exons: 12
Coding region: 196-1311 (371 amino acids)
Cellular component (GO): plasma membrane; cytoplasm
Molecular function (GO): protein binding
Source: RefSeq, a predicted model, not a curated record
GAACAAAAGGGCAAAGUUGCAGUGUGACUAUAGUAUGUGAUCAUCCACAGGCUGUCAUUGUAAGCAAUGAGAUCUCACAAUGUGAUAAGGGCCAGGUCUACACAGAUGCCUUAAACUUUGACAGGAGUAGGAUACUGCUCAUAUUUACCUCAUCAAACUUAAAAUAGAAAAUUCCGGUAGAACUUUGAAAGGAGGAUGGGGACAGUCUCUGAUGAUGUUAGGAGGCUUUUGAAAGACUGUGCGCUGUUCGUGUCAGAGAUCCUUCAAGAUGAGAACCUCAGUAAACAUGCCAGAGAAACACGGGACAUCUUACUCAAUAACUUCAGGGUGUGCCACAACAGGAAUCCUGAGGUGUUUCCCUUCAUAUCUGAGUUCAGGCAGGAGGACAGUUCAGAUGAUAACCGUAGCUCCAGUCUGGGCCGCUCUGCCCCAUCAGAUGACCUGUCAGUGGCCUCCGACUACCAGGACGACGGCUCCCCUGAGUAUUUUGAUGAGAUGGAAGUGGUGGCAGCCCAGGAUCUCAGUAACAUCUUGAAACAAGGCUACCUGGAGAAGAAACGACGUGAUCACAGCUUCUUCAGCUUAGAAUGGCAAAGGCGAUGGUGUGUCCUCAAUAACACCAUAUUCUACUACUUUGGGAGUGAGAAAGACAAGCAGCAGAAGGGCUCGUUCUACAUCAACGGCUACAGUGCCGAGCUGGUGGCCAACCUACGUAAAGACUCCAAGAAGAAUGCCUGCUUUGAAAUGACCGCCCCUGGCAAGCGAACCUAUCAGUUCACUGCUAGCAGUCCGCGAGAGGCCAAGGAAUGGGUGGACCAGAUCAACUUCGUCCUGAAGGAUCUGAGUUCCAGCUUCAUCCCCUUUGAUGACGAUGAGGAAGAGGAGGAGGAAGAAGGAGAGGAGACCUAUGAUGAUAUUGAGGGGGUGACCAGCUCUCGGCCCACUGCUGGCCCGGUCCGUGACAAAGCCUCUCGGGGUGUCCAGGAAAACUGGAGGUCCAGGAGGCAGGACGGGGAGGAUAAAGAAGAGGAGGAGGAAGAGGACGAUAUCUAUGAGAAGCUCCCAGAUAGUGACUUUGCAGAAUCUUUUGAGGAUGUUAGUGAGCAGAGUGCAAAAUCAGACUUUGCCAACUACUACCAGGGCCUGUGGGACUGUGAGGCCGACGAGACGGAUGAGCUGGCCUUCCAGAGAGGGGACCUCAUCUACGUCAUCAGUAAGGAGUAUAACAUUCAUGGCUGGUGGGUUGGAGAGCUGAACGGCACAGUUGGUAUUGUCCCCAAAGACUUCCUCCAGCCUGCCUACAUCCUUUGAGCUCCAAGAGGCGCCGGAGCACUCUCUUAUCGUUAGGAUUAUAGACUAAUAUAAUGGACUCAUGUACUAUAACAAGUCUCCUGACACCUAUUGAGAAAGCCAUUGAGACAGGUGAGGCGUGGUGUGUAUUCACAGCAGUUGCCUGGCCAUUUAGGACACCUGGUGGCUGAAAGUAGAACUACACAAAUCCAAGGUGUGAAAUUUAAUCACCAUGGGAUACUUACAGAUAUGCUGGUUAAUGCUUAACUAUCAUUGACCACAUUAUUUGUUUUAGAAUUAUUUUUUUUAAAUAGUAGGCCAAAGUAUUUGAAACUAUCCUGUACAACAGGAACUGAGGAAUGAUAUGUUACAUAUUCAACUCAGUUGAGUGAUGUGACUGACUAUUCCCCAACCACAACACUGAACAUUUCAUGACUGUUGACAGACUGAGAUUUCCUUAUGUUUGCAUAAUGUAAUGCAAUGUCCUUGUUUGUUUUUUUUUACGUCUUAAUUAAUUCAAACUAACUGUAAGUCGCUCUGGAUAGUAGCGUCUGCAAAAUGACUAAACUGUACAUUUCUGUUUUCUUGUUACCAUUUCUUUUGUUUUUUUUUUGUCUUUUUUGAUUGUGUGUUCCCUUUACUUUUGUCUGUUUGUGAUUUUAAAACACACCUCAUUGCUGUAUCAUUGUAUUUCUCUUUUCAUGUGUGUAUAAACAAGGAGUGUUACGACAAUUACUUUUUAUGCAUAUAUUAGGUGUGGUCACUCCGAGGCUGUUGAUCUGCAAAUCAAACUAUGGAUAAUUCUGAUGUUAUGUUAAAAGAUUUUCCUGUUCAACACAUUUCCAAUAUAUUUGUGCCAGUGGGAAUGGCCAGACAUUAUAAUUGUAAAUCUAAUGCCACCUAUAACAAUAAUAAGAAAUUCACAACCCUGAGUUAACCAGGGGGCUAUUUAACAUUUUAAAAAAAAAAUGUUCGCCAUAUUUGCUUGCUAUUUAAAUGCUGACAUCAAACUUAUGAGCCACAAGGGGUCAGACUUGCUACACCAUUUGGUUUUACAAGGUGCAGAAUUCGCUUAUGUGUAGUUUCAAACUAGAAUACCUGAAUUUAGACACAUAUUUGCAGUUGUUGGUAUUGUUUUGUUAGAUAUCAACAUUUUGCACAUUAUGUACAUCUUUGACUAUGCAUACGAAAGACUGAAAAAAUUUAAUGAGUAAAUGUCAUGAAUGAAAGAGCCAUUCAAAUUGCCAAGCUCCUUGAUUCAACUACUUUCUCUUCUCAACCAAUAAUUGAUUUUCAUGGUAGGCCUUUUCAGCUGGCUCUUUGAGCAAAGUUCUCAUGCAAAGCACUCAUGCAAAGUUCAGGUAGGGGAACAAAUAUUUUAUUUCCAAUUAAAAUAAUAUUCCAAAUAAACCUUUUUAA